Messenger RNA from Penicillium maclennaniae, 1836 nucleotides. RefSeq lists its product as uncharacterized. The record is from RefSeq and is a predicted model, not a curated record. The coding region runs from base 1 to 1836 and encodes 611 amino acids. NCBI's taxonomy places the organism in Eukaryota, Fungi, Ascomycota, Eurotiomycetes, Eurotiales, Aspergillaceae. The transcript has 6 exons.
AUGGCACUUUCGGAUUCAGACCUCUCGUCGCUAUCAUCGGCACCACCGACAGACGACGAAGCAGCUAUGGCGAUCGAUGAACCUGUUGGUAUAACUAAGUAUUUCAAGAAGGAAUCGGAGACGCCGCCGCCGAAGCGGGAGCCAUCACCACCCCAUGAAUACGUCCUGGCAGACAAUCCGAUCAUCGCAUUCAUCGUCAUGUUCCGCGCGCGUUUCCACGAAUCCUUCCCUCGGGGAGUUCCACAUUUCGGACCCCAGGACAUCGAGAGAGGAGUUGAGGAGUCCCCACCGGGUGAAUGCAUUGAGCGCCUACUAUGCGCAUUGCUGGGUCUCGUUCUAAAUCGCAAGAAGGAUGUUGAGCGAAAUCACUAUACACGACCACUCGAAGAAGCUAUUUCAACACAUCAGUCGCAGUGGCCCAAGGCAUGGCAGGGCAAGAACCCCCUUCACGGAGGCCGCAGCUUUACGACGAUGGCGCCUGAAGAACGACUGGAGCUGCUUCGAUCUCUGAUACUCUGGUCCUUGGCAUCAUCGGAUGCGAUCCAGGCCAAAAUUAAGGAAUCAUACAAGCAGGCGCGCCACGAUGACGACCUGAACCAACCCCUUUCUGUUCAACCAUGGGGUCGCGAUAGCUUGAAACGUCGAUACUGGCUCAUCGAAGGGCAAGACGAUACACACUUUCGUUUAUAUCGGGAGAGCAACCCUGCUCUCAAACACAAUACUUGGUGGAGUGUUGCCGGCAGUAUUCCAGAGAUACAAGAAAUUGCCGAUAAGCUUCAAGAAGAAAAAGGCACAAAUUCGAAGAAGCUCAGCGAGAGGAUUCAGAAUGCUAUUCCUCGAUUCGAGGCUUCAGAGGACAAACGCAAGCGACGUGACUAUCGUCUCCAGCGCAAAGCGGCUUUUACUCGACCGGAACCUGGCUUCUCCAUGUAUGAGGGACGUACGCGCGGUAAAAAGCUCAAGUAUACCUAUUCCGAUGAUGAGGAUACGUUUUCGGAUGGGCUUCUUUCCCGGCGAUCGACCCGUAAUGCUCGUCUAACCGGGCGGCAGAUUCGGUCCCGUGCCGGCGGACUUUACGGAGAGGCUUUGCUCACUGGACAGCGGGAGGACUCUGAGUUCGACGAGGACGAAGAGGAAGAAGGAAGACCUCAGAGAGCUCGGACCUCUAUCAAUCCCAAUGGCUAUUCGGGAUACCGAGACGAUGAUCUUGAGGACGAGUCUGAAGCUGCCCCGUCCGAGGCCGCUGACAGCGGAAGAGAAUGGGGCGGAGAGGAAGACGAUGAGAAUGAGUUCGAGGGCGACGACGAGGCAGAGAACGUUAGUGGAGACGAGUCCAUAAUGCAUGGAGAACCACAAAGUCUUGUGGUCCAACUUCGCUACGGCAAAGGCAAUGUACCCAAUCAACUGGAGGUUGCGCAGGAUGAGCCUCCCCCUACUCAGGAGUCUGAGAUGAAAGAUGCCAGCGAAGCUGAGCCAUCUGCACACCCGUCUCUACCACACAAGCCAACAUCCUUACCCACUCCGGCACCAGCACCUUUCACUACGCAGUCAGCCCCAGCAGUGACUGCACCUACUUGCCCUCCUGCACUAGUACCCCCGGUGCCUCAGCCAGUGCCGACAAUGACCGCACCACCUAUGCCUUCCGUGUCAACCUCAGCGGGCACCCCUACGGCUCUCACUCAUCCUAUUUCUGCGCCUGUCGAUUUGCUAAAACCCGGCCAGCCAGCCGAGGCAAAUAGCUUGAAUGGACUUACCGCCGGUGCUGAAAGCCGAUCUGUCCCAGGAGUCUCUCAUCCGCAAGCCCCGUUCACAUCAAGCUGGAACUCGACUAGCUAA